Penicillium cinerascens is the source of this 2229-nucleotide messenger RNA. RefSeq names its product tetratricopeptide repeat protein. Gene Ontology annotation, molecular function: protein binding. NCBI's taxonomy places the organism in Eukaryota, Fungi, Ascomycota, Eurotiomycetes, Eurotiales, Aspergillaceae. The transcript has 2 exons. The record is from RefSeq and is a predicted model, not a curated record. Bases 1 to 2229 code for a protein of 742 amino acids.
AUGGAGAUGCGAGGAAAGCUGAGCGAAUGCCGCUCCACCUCCCACGACACCCUCCGUUCUGGCAUCCCAUCGCCGCGCAUCGAACACUUCGAUGGAGAGGUCCCUCCCGCCCUCUCUCCUCUGGAUGCCUUCGCCGCCCAGGGGCGAUUCCUCGCUAAACAAUUAGAUGAGUCUCGACUAGGAGACCGGCGCAUGAGCCGGUUGCCUCCUUCUAGCGUCGCUCGCUCGCUGUCACACGGUCGACCGGGCUAUUUCCGUGGCGCGUCCAGCGACUCUCAGACGAAUACUCUCACGCGGAGACCAACACAGAAGGCGCUUCCGGAGUUUUCAGAGCCCAAAUACCGCCCCGUGUCCGAACACCCACGUUUCAGUUCCGUCUCGAAUGCUACCAGCAACGGCGACGACAACGACGAUGAGUCUACCCCCCGUACAACUAUGAUCCAGUCGGACUCGUACGGGAUGCCGCGUGCAGAGUCUCCUGACGAGGACCCGAUACUCGCCCGCGAAUCAGAGGAUUCGGUUGGUGUUGCCAUGUUUGAUCCAUCUCGGCAAUCCUCGACCGACUCGGUGUCACGUCUCCAUAUUGCUCGAACCCUAGCGCCGCCGAUGUCGCCCAAUUCGCGGUCUUCGAGCAGUGCCAAGGUGACGCACCCCGAGAGCUCUGAUGAUGAUUAUAGUAGCUCGAAUGGGGGCUCCACAUUCUCCAAACCGCGGAAAUUGUCCUCUGGCAGUGCCGUCUCGUUGCCAUACUCGCCCAUGUCUACCUUCCCCGCUCGAGCUCACCCGCGUUCACCAUCUUUGAGCUCAGAAACAUCAAAUACUGGCCACCUCGCCCGACCUUCUUUCAACUUCUCCCGGCCCCUCAGCCGCUCAAGCACGAGCUUGUCCGCUCCUGGCCCAUCAGCCACAUCGGAACCAACCGUGGCACCCCAGUCAAAUCAAUGGAACCAGCCUAGCAAUAUGCAUCGUGCGACCAAGCCCGCUCCGAUCCUUUUGCCUUUGGCAACUGAAGCGGCCGCGGAAACCGCCCCCGGCGAGGGCGACCCGUCUUCCGCCGUCUCUUCCUACGUAUAUGCUAAAUACGACCUUCCCCGUGGACGCGAGCUUGCAAGAGACUCGGUGAUCUUUGCAGGCUUACAAACGCCUCAUUUCGAAUGGAGUGAACCUUUGUUUGAGAAGACCCCGCCUCGCCAUUCAGAGGACCACUUGCGCUCGGCUCGCACUCCGCCACCCUCCAUGCGUCGCGACCCAGACAAUUCUCCCAAGCCGCACUCGAUGCACGAGGUACCUGCUCCUCAGACCCCGAGAUCAGUACCCAUGCCGCCUUCACCACCCAAGCCCGCGCCUGCACCAGCAGCGCCUGCACGGGUGGUUUCCACUCCCCGAAAGUCCAGCGAGUCUAUUCAGCAGUCUACCCCGCCGUCCAGCCAGCCAAGGAGCAUUAAGACGAAUGAUAAGGACGAGACCGUUUCAUCAGCGGAUUCGGCCAGUACAUUGCGCCCGCAAACCGCUGCAACCCAGGCAUCGUCGCUCAACAUGACCCCCGAUGACCAUGUUGCGAAGGCCAUUGACCUACACGAGAAGGGGUCAUUGAACGAGUCGACAUAUCAUCUGCGGAUUGCGGCCAAGCAAAACAACCCCACCGGAAUGUUGUUGUACGCGCUCGCCUGCCGUCACGGCUGGGGUAUGCGAUCCAACCAGCAAGAGGGCGUGCGAUGGCUUCGCAAAGCCGUGGACUCCGUUGGGCUGGAAAUGCUUGAGAAUCCCGAUGCCCCUGGUGCGUCCAAGGCGAAAGAGUUGCAGAAGGCCUACCGGUCACAGUUUGCUCUCAGUAUCUAUGAACUGGGCGUCAGCUACCUGAACGGUUGGGGCAUUGACCAGGACAAGGGCCUGGCUCUGCGCUGCUUCGAGAUCGCCGGACAAUGGGGUGAUGUGGAUGCCAUGGCCGAAGCAGGAUUCUGCUAUGCGGAAGGCGUUGGCUGCAAGAAGGACAUGAAGAAGGCUGCGCGGUUCUACCGACAGGCAGAAACCAACGGCAUGAGCAUGGUUGGAAACAGCUGGAUCUACAAGGAUAAAUACAUGGCUGAAGACGAGUCCAAGGGCCGCUCCCGUGGUCGCGGACGGACCGUCAGCGAUAACAAAAAAGACAAGAGCGAGAAGAAGCCGCGCAGCAAGUCGCGCACUCGCAGCAUGUUCCAGCGAAAGAAGUCCAUUGUCCCCGAGGCAUAG